GCGUGACUUCCGACGGAAGGAGGGUGAUGUGUGCUCUGGUCCUACCCGGGCGUGCGAGUGUACUUUGCGGCGUCGCAGCGCCCUUCGGCUGGGAUGAGCGGCGUCUGGCGGCUUCUGCGCUCCCUAAAGCAGCGCUUUAUCGGGCCAGGGAGCGAGUAUGUGGGCAUCGACCACUUCGGAAACAAGUAUUACCGGAUCCCUCAGCACGAAACCUGGGCAGGUCAGAACAUUAAAGAGAGAAGAUUUGUGAAAGCUGUCAAUAUAAAAGAAUACGAGUAUGAAUCUGGAACCAUUCCAACAGAGUGGGAAGCAUGGAUGAAAAAAAAAAGAAGCAAUCCACCUACAGUUGAGGAAUGUAUCCAGAGUGAGAACUACAAAAAAGAAAUGAAAGCUAAAGUUGAAGAUUUGUGUGAAAAAAACAGACUCCUCCAGGUCAAAGAUGAAAAGGGUCUCGAGGUAGGACCACUUCAGACAGAGAUUAAAGGACAUGCAGCUGCUUCUAACUAUAGAAAGCCCGAACGCUCAGAGGAGCCAGUUAGUACAGCAAAUACAUUUCAGCCUGGAGCCUGGAUGCCUCCUGAGGCCCCGUGCAAAGCAUCAGGAAAGAGGCAUCGCUUGGUUAAUGAGCAAAAUGAGUGAGGACACUUUUUAAAAUUCCAGAUUACACCUAAACGCUUAGCCACAUUUACAAAAUGCUUAGAUUCUGCUGUGUUACUUGUGGAAAUGUUUAAUUGCUUUUUAUAAAAUGUUUUAUCUCUAAUUCUUUUGCCUCUUAAAAUGAUUUGUGAAUGUUUUCACUAAAGUUAUGCUUAAAUAAAAGUUAAUGUUGCCGUAA
Molecule: messenger RNA, 835 nt
Organism: Candoia aspera
Lineage: Eukaryota; Metazoa; Chordata; Lepidosauria; Squamata; Candoiidae
Gene: NDUFAF2
Product: NADH:ubiquinone oxidoreductase complex assembly factor 2
Exons: 4
Coding region: 94-639 (181 amino acids)
Biological process (GO): mitochondrial respiratory chain complex I assembly
Cellular component (GO): mitochondrion; membrane
Source: RefSeq, a predicted model, not a curated record